GGUCAUACGGCUGACUAAUUCCGCCAGUAACUGAUAGUCCUUCCAUUGUUUGAAAUCAGGACGUGUUCGCUAUGUUGCUGUGCUAUAAAGUUUGGAUUGUCGGAUUGUUGAUUAUACCUGUAGGCAGUGCUGAAAGACGUUUUUUGUUUCAAGCAAUAGAAUCAUUUUUCAAACUGCAAACUUCAUAUGAUCCUUGGAGUGCCUGGAGUCCAUGCUCUGGAGCUUGCGGAUUGACAGGAACUCAACAUAGAUCACGAGGAUGCUCUGACAUAGUGAGUGGAUUCAUUCACUUCAAGGAGACGUGCCCGAUAUCUGGUGAACAGGAAAGACAGUGUGUUGGUAUCUGUACACAAACUGUCGCACCCACAACAACCACUGCAGCUGUCUGGGGUCAGUGGGGCUCGUUUUCGGCGUGUGACAAGACUUGUGGGGGCGGUACACAGAUAAGACACAGGACCUGUAUUACGGGCACAUGUAUCGGAGACUCUCUAGAGUCGACAUUCUGUAAUGUGCAACAAUGUCAAGCACCGACUACUACACCACCCACUUCAACCAGCACGCGCGUUUGGCAAACACUAACAACAAGACUUCCUCAUGUACAUAUGGUUACCAUCAGACGAUGAAACCGGAACAUGAUUUGGACGCUUUUAAAAUAAACACUUAAUACUGAAACGGAAUAUACAUGUAGAUAGAAUUCCAUCGUGAAUCUUAUGCAUAUUAAAUAUAUAUAAAAUAUUUCAUCACAAUUGUAAUAAUUUAUGUUAAAAUUAGUGACACAAGGUUUUCAAAUGUAGAUUGUGUUUUGCUGAUUAUAUCAAAAUUUCAGUUUUAUAAACAACUUUUUCCACAGGAUACUACUUACAUGUAAUUAUAGUUAAUUUAUUGAUUUUGGACGCAUCAAAGUUUUAUUGAUUCCUUGUUAUAUUUACAUUUAUUAAACGUACAUUUAUACAAACGUU
Molecule: messenger RNA, 959 nt
Organism: Ostrea edulis (European flat oyster)
Lineage: Eukaryota; Metazoa; Mollusca; Bivalvia; Ostreida; Ostreidae
Product: A disintegrin and metalloproteinase with thrombospondin motifs adt-1-like
Exons: 5
Coding region: 72-623 (183 amino acids)
Source: RefSeq, a predicted model, not a curated record